AUGAGCAAUGGCAGUGGGAAGACUGGAAAACAGCUUGAGCAGACUAACCUUACAACGAGGAGGAGGAAAGUUGGUGGUAGUGAUGAAUUUGCGCAGUCUAUUGCGAAGAUUGCAGUAGCACAGGUAUGCGAGAGUAAGGGUUUUCAGGGAUUUCAGCAGUCGGCACUAGAGACAUUAUCCGACGUUACUGCUCGGUAUAUUAUGAAUAUUGGGAAGUCUGCGAAUUGCUAUGCUAAUCUUGCUGGUAGAAAUGAAUGUAAUAUUUUUGAUGUAGUUCAAGGGUUGGAAGAUGUGGGGUUAAUGCAGGGGUUUACAGGGGCUUCGGAUAUUGAUCACUGUCUUGAAGAUUCGGGUGUUAUUAGGGAAAUUGUUCAGUUUGUUAAUGAGGUUGAACCGGUUAUGUUUGCACACCCGAUUCCUCCGUUUCCAUUUGUGAAAGAACGGGUGCUGCCUCUGAGUUUUUUGCAAAAAGGAGAAGAGCCCCCUGAUGAGCAUAUUCCGGCGUGGUUGCCUGCAUUUCCUGAUCCUGAAACUUAUUCACAGUCAACUAUGGUGAAUGGAAGAGGGACAGAACCAGGUGUUUCCAAAUUUGAGCAUGAAAGAGAGAAUGGAAAGGCGGAUCGGCCUCUGUUGAAUUCGCAGCAGAAGAUGGUCUCAAAUAUGUUUGAAAACACUACCAUGAUUGACCCUGCAAUUGCUAAAGCAAAGACAGUAGCAGCAGAAAGUAACCCUUUCCUUGCAGCUCCUUUGAGAAUUGAGGAUAAAGAAGUUGCUUCUGCUGCUCCUCCAGCUAAAUUCUUUAAUAAUAUUGUAGUUUCUGAUAUUCCUAUUGUAGAAAAUUUUAUUGAAAAAGAACCCAUUUCGGUAUUGGAGACGUUUGCUCCAGCAAUUGAAGCGAUAAACAAUACAUGUGGUGAUUCCAAGGAAGAUCGGACUAAAUUUCCUGUGAAAGAGAAGCCUACUGUACGUUUUAAGGUCGGGACUAAAAAUAAAUUAUUUGGAAGGUCAAUUGGUUUCAUUCCACCAAAAGAUGAGCAUAAAAAGACUUUGCCCUGGUUUGCAAUGGAAGAUGAGAAGGAUGACAGGAAAAGAAGGGCCGAGAAAAUUUUGAGGGAAUCUUUGGAAAACCCAGAUCAGCUUGUUCAGUUGUAA
Molecule: messenger RNA, 1152 nt
Organism: Lathyrus sativus (Indian pea)
Lineage: Eukaryota; Viridiplantae; Streptophyta; Magnoliopsida; Fabales; Fabaceae
Source: the annotation of a GenBank genome assembly